Molecule: messenger RNA, 716 nt
Organism: Populus nigra (black poplar)
Lineage: Eukaryota; Viridiplantae; Streptophyta; Magnoliopsida; Malpighiales; Salicaceae
Exons: 2
Coding region: 132-512 (126 amino acids)
Source: RefSeq, a predicted model, not a curated record
UCUUUUUUUUCCUGCCGAACUUCCAUCUUUUCGGUUGAGUUGCUGUCCUGUUGGGCCAUGUUUUCCGUUGACUAGACACUGAGGAUGACACCCGCAUCGGUAUCCAUGAAAUUUGAAAGCAGUGGGAAAAAAUGGGGAAGCUAGAAUUAAUCUCCCUUGCACGGCUGACUACUAAAGAGUACAUCCCGGAGAUUAAACACCCCCUUGCAAAGCCACCAAACUGCCUUCCUAAAUACCACCGGCCGUUGAUCCGACUAGUUAUUGUCUUGCUUACCUGCCUGUCCAGUCAAGUCACUUGGGAGCUACUUCCAGCUAAUGCUGAUUGCCGAGAACUCGGGUCAUCCUGUUCCACGGUUUCAUGUGCCAAAACCCAUCAAAUUCUGUGCGCCUUUCGUUAUGUAGGGGAUCGAACAUUCCCUUCUGUAAUGCUGCUUGGAACUCGAAAUAGGCCAUGGGUACGUACACUCGUUGCUUCACCCCAGGAUAUCAGACAUCGUAAGCGUCAAGCGUGACAAAUGUCACGUACCCCGUGCACAAGUGUAUCCACUCCCCGUAUGAAAUAUAAAUCAAAACUAAUUUUGGCUAUUUUUAUCACGAAAACUAAGUGUAAAUUGAAAGUAUUGUAAUAAAAUUAAAUAUAUAUUGAAAUGAAAAAAAUAUUUUGUUAUUCAUAAUUUUAAUUUUAUUAUAAAGGACAAGCUUUCUUUUUGGAUAUA